GAAGAAACUGAAACUUGGCUUGCCGGGGGCGGAGUGGUCACUGGGGACUUAAAAAGCCACCACUUCCUUGGGUUCCCAGAGGGCACUGGGAGGUCACAGCAGCCGAGGGACACCCUGAACCAGAUGUGAGCCUUUGUCCCACCGCCCAAGCCAUGCACAUCUGUGGGGGUGAAGGGCUGCUGGCGGGGACGGACCCCGAGGGGCCUCAGAGGCAGCUGAAGAAGAAACAGAAGAACCGGGCGUCUGCCCAGCGCAGCCGGAGGAAGCACACGGACAAGGCAGAUGCCCUGCACCAGCAGCACGAGGCGCUGGAGAAACACAACCAUGCUCUGAGGAAGGAGAUCCAGGGCCUGCGGGCGGAGCUGGCCUGGUGGGGCCGGACCCUGCACGUGCACGAGCGCUUGUGCCUGAUGGGCUGUGCCUCCUGCUGGGAGCAACCAGGCCUGUUCCAGACCCCCGUCUCCCCUCCCUCGGCUCAGCCUCUCUCUCCACAUCCGCAGCCUCGUGGCUCCCCUGGCCUCCUCCUGCCUCCUCUGCCCUGGCUGCCCCUCGGCCCUACGAUUACUGCACCUUCUGCCCAGCUGUCCCCGAGCCCGACCCCAUCUGCCUCGCCCCCUGGCUCCAGCCUGGCCUGCCUGCAGGACAUGGAGCACAAGCCUGCUUUCUCGGCAGCAGACCUGCCCGGGCUGAGCGCGGACCUCGGCCCCCACCCGCUCCAGGCCUUCCCGCUGCUCUCCUCUGCGCAAGUCCACUUCUAACCCGGCCCCUGGAGCUGGGCCGGCCCUCCUCAGG
This is a messenger RNA of Myotis davidii, 792 nucleotides long. RefSeq names its product basic leucine zipper transcription factor, ATF-like 2 (gene BATF2). Gene Ontology annotation, biological process: regulation of transcription by RNA polymerase II. The record is from RefSeq and is a predicted model, not a curated record. NCBI's taxonomy places the organism in Eukaryota, Metazoa, Chordata, Mammalia, Chiroptera, Vespertilionidae. Gene Ontology annotation, molecular function: DNA-binding transcription factor activity, RNA polymerase II-specific; RNA polymerase II cis-regulatory region sequence-specific DNA binding. Gene Ontology annotation, cellular component: nucleus.